Messenger RNA from Anolis carolinensis (green anole), 3413 nucleotides. RefSeq names its product zinc finger protein 239. Lineage: Eukaryota; Metazoa; Chordata; Lepidosauria; Squamata; Anolidae. The transcript has 2 exons. The record is from RefSeq and is a predicted model, not a curated record. Gene Ontology annotation, biological process: regulation of transcription by RNA polymerase II. Gene Ontology annotation, cellular component: nucleus. Gene Ontology annotation, molecular function: DNA-binding transcription factor activity, RNA polymerase II-specific; RNA polymerase II cis-regulatory region sequence-specific DNA binding. Bases 1122 to 2063 code for a protein of 313 amino acids.
GCCGUGUCUCCCCACCCGCUUUUUUGACCAGGACCCUCUCUCCCACAUUCGUCUCUCUCUCUCAGUCACAUAGUCAUUUCCCACUCUUGGUGACCCCAUGGACCAGUCCACGCCAGAGCUCCCUGUCGGCCGUCACCGCCCCCAGUUCCUUCAAGGUCGAGCCAGUCCCUUCAAGGAUCCCGUCCAUCCACCUCGCCCUUGGUCGGCCUCUCUUCCUUCUUCCUUCCACUUUCCCCAGCAUCACUCUCUUCUCCAAGCUUUCCUGUCUCCUCAUGAUGUGGUCAAAAUACUUCAGCUUUGCCUCUCAUCUCCUUCCCUCCAGUGAGCAGCCAUUGGGCAUCAUUUCCUGGAGGAUGGACUGGGUGGACCUUCUUGCCAAGGUCCAAGGCACGCUCAGGAUUUCCCUCCAGCACCAGAGUCCAAAAGUGUCUCUCUUCCUUCCUUCGCUCAGCCUUCCUUAUGGUCCAGCUCUCUCUCGCAUCCAUAGGUCACUAUGGGGAAGACCAUGGCUUUGACUAUGUGGACCUAACCUGUGAAGGCCAUUUUGGGCCCUAAUCCUGCCCUCCUUCCCUCGGGGGUCUUGCUCCUGCUGCAGAAAGAGCCCAAAAAGGGAGAACCCUCCCACCCACCCAGCCUGCCUUCUGGGCCACCCCGCCAGGACUUCUGCCUGAGGUCCACAACUGGGCCCACUAGUCACAUCGCCUUUAUGGCUGGCGGAAGCUCUUCUCUGAUUUGAAUGUGUUCUAUGUUGUGUCUUGUUUUGUCGUCAACCCCGCUGCAGGCUCAUUGGGUGGAUGCUGGUCACUCUGGGACCGACACGCAGCUGGAACUGGGCGAGGGAGAGAUCCACCUGAAGACUGUGAGAGGGCCACCCGGAGGCACCUAGCUGGCUUCCAGGCAGUCCCCAGGUGGGAGCAACUACUCAGCCUGAUCAAAAGGGAAAUGAGGAUUCUAUGGGACCUGCUCUUGGGUGAAGAAAGGAAACCGAGCGUAUAGAUAGGAAGAAGAAAUCCUCUCAAGGUGAUGAUCUUGCUGAAUUCCUGACCUCACUUACAGAUAAGAAAGGAAAAACAAAGGGUCAAGUGUCUGCUUUGUAAUUAAACACCCAUGUCACUGUUGACAUGAAGGGGAAAGCAUCUAAAUGCCAGGUUUGUGGCAAGAGCUUCACUCGGAGGAUUCAUCUUCAGCAACAUGAAAGGACUCACACCGGGGAGAAGCCCUAUGAAUGCCUGGAGUGUGGAAAGAGCUUUGCUCAGAGUGGAGAUCUACAUCGGCAUCAAAGAACUCACACUGGGGAGAAGCCCUAUGAAUGCCUGGAGUGUGGAAAGAGCUUCAGUGGGAGUGGAACUCUACGUUUACAUCAGAGGACUCACACCGGGGAGAAGCCCUAUGAAUGCCUGGAGUGUGGAAUGAGCUUUGCUCAGAGUGGAGAUCUACAUCGGCAUCAAAGAACUCACACCGGGGAGAAGCCCUAUGAAUGCCUGGAGUGUGGAAAGAGCUUCAGUGGGAGUGGAACUCUACGUUUACAUCAGAGGACUCACACCGGGGAGAAGCCCUAUGAAUGCCUGAAGUGUGGACAGAGCUUCACUAGUAGUUCAGGUCUACGUGCACACCAAAGGUCUCACACUGGGGAGAAACCCUAUACAUGCCGGGAAUGUGGACAGAGCUUCACUGAGAGUGGAGGCCUACGUUCACAUCAAAGAACUCAUACUGGUGAGAAACCCUAUAAAUGCCUGGAGUGUGGAAUGAGCUUCACUCAGAGUACAAAUCUACGUUCACAUCAAAGGACUCACACUGGAGAGAAACCCUAUACUUGCUUGGAAUGUGGACAGGGCUUCACUCAGAAAAUUCAUCUACAUAGACAUCAAAGGACUCACACAGGAGAGAAACCCUAUAAAUGCCUGGAGUGUGGACAGAGCUUCACUGUGAGUGGAAGUCUACGUAGGCAUCAGAGGAUUCACACUGGGGAGAAACUCUAUAACCACAUGGAGUGUGCAAAGAGCUCUGAGAGUUCAAAUCUAGAGAGACAUAGCAUUCCCACUGGGGAGAAUAGUGGCAUUUGACCCCAGAGAGACUUUCGAAGACAGAGCUUUCCUGAGGCAGAGACACCCGAGAAAAACCCUUUUUUCUUAUGAAUCAAGGAAAACCUAUAACCUGAUUUUACCCACAUGUCAGCUCACUUUCCGCUGACCACAAUAAAGUCAUAAUCAUAACUAGAAAUCAGAUAAAAGUAGGCACAUUCGGAGUACCUUGAACACAUUCAUACCAAGAAAACAAGCCAAUUGCAUAAAGAGUAAUAAAUAUGCAAUAAAUAAUGUACACUAUAAACCCGACCGAAACUAAUAUAGUUGAGGAAAACACCUAAAAUGCUGAAGCCUGCAGGUGUCUUAAGGUGACCACAAUAAAAGAAAUAGAUCUCGAUCCAGACACAUCAGGAGAAAGCACAGAAACUGUUGAUCAACAUGGGGUCAUAAGGGACGCAGGAACAAGACCAGGACAUGUACCCCAGCUGAUGAGGGUUUUUCCUAUCAAUCAUAAAGGUAUUUUUCAAUGUAUUAAUAAUUAAUUAUAAUCAACAACUUAUAUAACAGCGUCUGUAUAAAUAUGAGAUCUGUACCAAGCAGAAGGUGUGGAAGCUACCUUGAAUCAUCCGCAGAGCUGAAGCUUCUCACCCUUUCCCAAUGGAAACAGUAAAUCACUGAACUCGGAACCCUGCUGGUCUGGCGUUGUUCUUCCCUACCAUCUGCGUCCAAACGGACUGGCCGCUGUCUGCUGCAACACUUUCCAAGCUUUACGUGAUGGAGACACACUUUUUAGACACACAUCCUUUUGUCAGACUAACAAACCGGAGGUUAAGCCAACCCCAGAUACAAUUUUCAGUAUAUUCAUAUGCUGUUAUCUAUAUAUACAAAAGAGUGAUGGAAUCAGGGCACCGGACAAAACAACAAAACUACAUGUCCCCCAACCUCGAAAUUUGACAACACAACCCAUCAUCCACGGCUCUAGGUUGAUACAACAAAAAGAAAAGAAAAAGUCCUAAUUAGAGGGAGAGCAAUAAUUGUUUUUAUCCAAUUGUUACCAGUUAGAGGGCUAAGCUCCGCACAUAGACCCCCUCUAUCGUCACCACUUUCACAGUACACAAACAACCAAAUGCAUACUAAACAUAAAGACAACCAUACAACACACAUUCAAUACCACCACUACCUCAGCAAUUUCUCAACAACACCACCAAACAAUGCCACAGCAACGCGUGGCCGGGCACAGCUAGUAAUAUAUAGAGAGAUAAGUUUCAUAUAAUCUUUAUUGGAUAAAUAAUCCUUGUGUCAUUUUUUCUAUUGUUCAGUGACGCCCUGAGUCCCCCCGGGUGAGAAGAGCGGGGUAUAAAUGCUGGAAAUAAAUUAUCAAAAACUUCA